UCUCGUCAAGCAAUCCUUUCUCUCAAGGUAUCCGUUACAACUCCCUCACGCUCCUGUCCCACUUAAAUUAUAAUAGUAGAAUUUAUUUCCCUUUUCAACAAGCAGUACAUGAUUCCUUACACACUUUUUCUAUUACAACCCCGCUCCCCUUUCACUCUUCAUUAUAUCUUUUACAACGUUAAGUUUUGUAUACUUCAAAGCAUCCAAUGAACUCUUCUCUUUCAAAUUCCACACUUUCAACUCCAUUGUUGUUUGAACCAUCAACAUCUAGCACAAGCACCUCAACCAGCAGAAGUGGCAGUACCAACAGUGACACAGAUGACACUCCCUUUUCUUCAAAACAAUUUGAGCUGCAACAUGUCAAGCAUCAAUUCUCAUUCAUACCCUUUUCUGGUUUUCAUUCUCAUCGUUCACUGGCUGUUCUUUCUGGCCAUGUUGGUGUUGUUUCUUGCUUGGCCUUGUGUGGAGAGUUCAUACUGAGUGCUUCAGAGAGCAAUGAUAUCAUAGUGUGGCAGCAACCUGAUAUGAGGCUUUUCACAAAGUUUGGAAGAGGAGAUGGUUCUGUCAAAGCCCUUGUAACUUCUGGGAACAAGGUUUUCACUGCACAUCAAGAUGGGAAGAUCAGGGUUUGGAAGGUGUCAAGGAGCUCAGAGAAUGUGUUCAAGCUUGUUGAUACCCUUCCCACAAAAAAGGACUAUUUGGGGAAGUUUAUGAAGCAGGGUAACUAUGUCCAAACAAGAAGGAACCAUAAGCGUUUGUGGAUUGAGCAUGCUGAUAGUAUUUCUUGCUUGACAGUGUAUAAUGGGUUGAUUUAUUCUGGGUCUUGGGAUAAGACCCUUAAGAUAUGGAGGCUCUCCGAUUUCAAGUGUUUGGAGUCCAUUAAGGCUCAUGAUGAUGCAGUUAAUGGGUUGGUAGCAUGUAAAGGUAUUGUGUAUUCUGCUUCUGCAGAUGGGAAGAUCAAAGCUUGGGGAAGGGGAAAGAAUACCUCUCAUUGUUUGAAAGGAAUUCUGGAGGGUCAUAAAGAUGUUUCUUUUAAUUCUGUCAUUGUUUCAGAUGAUGGAAAAUGGGUUUAUGGGGGGAGUUCAGAUGGUUUUGUAAUGGGGUGGGAGGGGAGUGGGAAUUUUGAGAGUUGGAAGCUGGUUUGUGAAACCAAGGCACAUGAAAUGGCUGUUUUGUGUAUGUGCCUAAUGAGUGAGUUAUUGUGCAGUGGCUCAGCAGAUAAAAGCAUAGGAAUUUGGAAGAGAGAGGUUUUUGGUAAACUUUGUAAAAUUAGGGUGAUAAGUGGGCAUGAAGGGCCAGUGAAGUGUUUGCAAGCUUCAACUAAUAGGAUUGGUGGUGGGUUUUUACUCUAUAGUGGAAGCCUUGACAGAAGCUUGAGAGUUUGGUGGAUCCAAUUCCAAGGUACACUGCUGAAGUAGAAGACAACUCUACCACACUUGGCACACUGAAGAAAUCCAUCAUCUCCUUUUAGGAAAAUUGUGAAGUUUGAGUAGUGAAGCACAGGAUCUCUCUUUACAGUAUCUGCUGUGCUAGGUUUGGGAAAAACACAGUUACUUCAAACUCAAACAGCUAGGAGAAAGGAAAAGUUGAAGCUCUUGUCUCUUGGAAUUGCAGUUUUGUUUUUCUGUUCCACAUUUCUUUAUUUUAAAACUUUUAUCUGAGAGUUUAUUGUAGAAUUUUAGGGGUGAAAUUUAGGGGGCUUGCUUUAUUUGCUAUUGUCUUGUCAGUGAAGUAAUUAGGUGGACAUAGCUGAGUGGAGUGAUUAUACAAUUUUUUUUUUUUUUUUUUCGUAUUUCUCUACAAA
Messenger RNA from Gastrolobium bilobum, 1804 nucleotides. Its product is annotated as protein JINGUBANG-like. The record is from RefSeq and is a predicted model, not a curated record. Lineage: Eukaryota; Viridiplantae; Streptophyta; Magnoliopsida; Fabales; Fabaceae. Gene Ontology annotation, molecular function: protein binding. Bases 207 to 1418 code for a protein of 403 amino acids. The transcript has a single exon.